Lates calcarifer (barramundi perch) is the source of this 3469-nucleotide messenger RNA. RefSeq names its product 1-acylglycerol-3-phosphate O-acyltransferase 4 (lysophosphatidic acid acyltransferase, delta) (gene agpat4). The record is from RefSeq and is a predicted model, not a curated record. Bases 254 to 1387 code for a protein of 377 amino acids. The transcript is spliced from 9 exons. Lineage: Eukaryota; Metazoa; Chordata; Actinopteri; Centropomidae. Gene Ontology annotation, molecular function: 1-acylglycerol-3-phosphate O-acyltransferase activity. Gene Ontology annotation, cellular component: endomembrane system; mitochondrial outer membrane.
CACAUAUGUCUCCAUCCCUGGGUUCAGGCGUGGCUUUCAGAUGGGUGUGGUGCCUUGUUUCGGGGAAGUUUUUCCCCUGCAGCCAGUCGACUGGUGAAUAGACGUCAUGUUGAAUGAGUCGAAUCCGAAGAACUGCAAGAAUUCCGAAUUGCAUAUACAGAUGGUGAAGGUGGUGUUUUCUUUUUAUCUGCCAUAGCUUGAAGGACUUUGUGGCAGGACAGCUCUCGUGGAGCGGGUAGACUUAUCAAGCACCAUGGGCCUCCUGCAGCUGCUGAAAUCCCAGUUCUUGUGUCACCUGAUCAUCUGCUACGUGUUCCUGGUCAGCGGCCUCAUCAUUAACCUGCUGCAGCUCUGCACUUUACCUCUGUGGCUGGUCAGUAAGCAGCUGGCCCGCAGGAUCAACAUCAGACUGGCCUACUGCAUCAAUAGCCAGAUGGUAGCUGCCCUCGAGUGGUGGUCUGGGACAGAAUGCACGCUCUACACAGACCCAAAGAGUUAUCCCCUGUAUGGAAAUGAAAAUGCAAUCGUUGUUCUCAAUCACAGUUUUGAGAUAGACUUCCUGUGUGGCUGGACCUUCUGUGAGAGAUUUGGAGUCCUGGGGAGUUCAAAAGUGUUAGCCAAGAAAGAGCUGGCUUACGUACCAAUCAUUGGUUGGAUGUGGUACUUCCUGGAGAUAGUUUUCUGCAAGAGGAAAUGGGAGGAGGACCGAAGAACGGUGGCAGAGAGUCUUCAGAACCUGCGGGAUUAUCCCGAAAACUACUGGUUCUUGCUUUAUUGUGAGGGAACGCGCUUCACACCAAAGAAGCACCAGAUCAGCAUGCAGGUGGCUGAAAGUAAAGGUCUGCCCAAACUCAAGUAUCAUCUUCUGCCAAGGACCAAAGGAUUCUGGGUAACUGUUCAAAACCUCAGAGGAACUGCUGCUGCUGUUUACGAUUCCACACUGAACUUCAGGAAUAAUGAAACGCCAACCUUGCUUGGAAUUCUUAAUGGGAGGAAGUAUCACGCAGAUUUAUAUGUGAGGAGAAUCCCUCUAGAGCAAAUCCCAGAGGAUGAGGCAGAGUGCGCUGCUUGGCUCCACAAACUCUACCAGGAAAAGGAUAGCUUCCAGGAGCACUACACAGAGACAGGGCGUUACCCUGGCCCCAUAGUGAGCCCUCCACGUCGACCCUGGUCCUUGAUCAACUGGCUGUUCUGGUCUUGUUUGCUCCUCUACCCUCUGGGCCUGCUACUCGCUCAACUCAUCAGCUCUGGAUCAAUGCUGACUAUCUUAGCUUCUGUGGCUCUCUGCUCUGCAGCUUCACUGGGAGUUCGCUGGAUGAUUGGCCAGACUGAGAUUGACAGAGGCUCAAACUAUGGGAAUAAGGAAGUUAGUCAAAACAGCAACUAAGGAAUCCUGAUUUACUCAGAGCUGCUUCACUGCACAAUUUCAGUGUGUAAACACCAGUCUGACAGGACCGUGCUAGUCUGACAAGCGCAAACCUGCUUCAAAGCACAACGCAGACAGGGUAGUCAUGUCUUAACGCUAUGCUGCAGAAGCUCAAGAUGUAAGUGGAGUGUGCUGAGCAGCUUCCUUUGGGAAACUAGAAGGUAAAUAUUGAAUACAGAACUGAAAUUAAAUCAACCAAGUGAAAAGUGGACAACAUCUUUGAUUGUAAUGAAAUGGCAUUCUCAUGGUGGAAUAAAAUAUAAAUUUCACUUUUUCAAAAAAAAAAAAAAAACAUGUUGCUUUAUUAAUACUGUUUGUACAUAGUAUAAUAUAAUAUCAUAAGAGCAGCAGAGGACCAGAAGUUGUGUUGUAUGUCAGUGUCUAUGUUUGGAUGUUUUGUGUUCAGCAGUGGGGAGGGAGAACAGGCCCUGUUUCUCAUCUUAAUUGGCCACACAAGUCACAAGACCAGUUGUUCACCAGCAACAAGAUUUGCUUAAAAGGCCCCUGAAUGCUUCAACUUGACAUUUACUCCUCAGGGGGCAAGUGAUAAAUUAUGUAUCAUGAGUAUUAGAAUAUUUAGACAUAAGGGAUUCUUUAAAUUUGAUGCUUAAGUAGCAGCUCACCUUGACUUCAUUGUACAAUGAUGUAGUACUUAAACUCAUCCUGCACUGUUACAUAGUAAAAUACUCCAUGUGGGAGCCACAGCUUAUCUACAAUUCACCUCUUGCUGACAGUAAAAACAGAGGAACAGUAAUUUAUGAAAGCACUAUUUAGGUCUCCUCCCUCCAUCAUUGUCACUCCAUACCUUUCCAGUUGCCAUCUCAGUGAGGACACAGCUCUAACUCCAGAUAUCUGCUGCUUGUCCAUGACCUUCACUGUUUGCUGUGAUACAUAUACAUACAUAAAAGUGUUAAAAUUUCACUUAGUCAACACCAGGACCAGGCCAGGCCUAGUCAAGCAUAGCCUAAUUAAUCAUGGAUUGGAAAAAGGAAAUGAAACUAUAGUGACCCCUGGUGGUGGCAUGUAAACCUUACACAGAACAAUUUCUUAUUCCCACUAGGCUGUUCACCUCCCCUGGUUUAGUAUGGAUGUUAUUCUCCUGGUACCUUUACAAUCCAUUUUUCAUUUUACUGGACAAAAUCUGUGGAUCUGUGGAAAUCUCUGGAAUUGGAUUAUCAGCUAUGUAACCAACCAACAACCUGGAGAAGUGGAUUGCACUCACUUUGUCAGGCCUCUACCCUAUGGCCUGUCCAGCCUGGGUGUCCCACCUGAAGACUAAGCUUCUGAUGGAAUAAUUCCUAGGGUCACUGAGGUAUGCAAACCCCCUGACCAUGAUAAGGUGGCCAUCCCUCAGGGGGAAAACUAAAAAAUAAAGAUGAAAAACAAAAUAACAAAAAAGAUCCCUCAUCCAGAUACAAUUAACAACUAACACCCUAACAGUUUCUCAAUUGGAUGAACCCAAUUCUCAAAAUUUGAAUUUAGACAACAACAAUUUAACAAGACUGUAGCCAAAAUUUACAAAACUGGAAGUUAGUCUUAUAAAAGAACCAUUUUAGCAAGCCUUUUCUCAAAGUUUUUAAAGUAAUGUUUAACACUUCUGUGCUUCUGUGGCUGAGAGAAGAUCUAUUCCAACAGACACUGGGAGAAGAACAGAACUGCCAGUAGGCUGUUCCCUAGUUGGAUGAAUAAAUAUAGAUAGAUAUAUACUAUAUUUACCUUUGUUUUUUGUUUUUUUUGUUUUUUUUUUUGUUUUUUUGUUGCUAGUUGUUGUUACAGGUUAAAUUUGUAAAGAAAUUUGUACACAACAUUGUCUGAAAAUGACCAUAAUUCAAGAGUUAUAUGUUUUACAAGACAUAAAGGCAAAGGUGUUUGUUUUCAGCAAAGCUCUUAAAAACCCAUUAUCAGGGGCAAUGAAGUUGCUGUAACUAACUACAGUAUACAUAUAUGUUACAGGAGCAUGCUCAUUAGCUGGUUAUUCAAAUUACAUGUGGCUCAUGUCGAGUUUGUCAGAAAACAGUCACAAAUAAAUGAGUUUCACCGUCA